Messenger RNA from Pseudonaja textilis, 2622 nucleotides. It is a transcript of the gene AP1S2, whose product is annotated as adaptor related protein complex 1 subunit sigma 2. Gene Ontology annotation, molecular function: clathrin-cargo adaptor activity. Gene Ontology annotation, cellular component: AP-1 adaptor complex; membrane coat. Gene Ontology annotation, biological process: vesicle-mediated transport; intracellular protein transport. The record is from RefSeq and is a predicted model, not a curated record. Lineage: Eukaryota; Metazoa; Chordata; Lepidosauria; Squamata; Elapidae.
ACGGUUAGAAUUGGGCUGUAUCCCUCCCUCGCGUCUUCUCUUUCGGCCCCGCCUCUCGGGCUCCUUGCCGCGACGAGCAGCCCCUCUUUUUCGCCCAGUGGUUCGGGUGAGGGAGGGGGGGGGGGGUUGCCGGCUGUGUCUGCGUCUGCUCCAGCGAGCUCUGAGGGGAUUCCUCCUCCUCCUCCUCCUCCUUUUUUCUCUCUCAGCCGUGCGCGCGCCUGCCAACGCUUCUGGGAUAACGAUGCAGUUUAUGUUGCUUUUUAGUCGCCAGGGAAAACUGAGACUUCAAAAAUGGUAUGUCCCAUUAUCUGACAAAGAAAAGAAGAAAAUCACAAGAGAACUUGUUCAAACAGUCUUAGCCCGUAAACCGAAAAUGUGCAGCUUCUUGGAAUGGAGAGAUCUGAAGAUAGUCUAUAAAAGAUAUGCAAGCCUCUAUUUCUGUUGUGCCAUUGAAGAUCAAGAUAAUGAGUUAAUAACCUUGGAAAUAAUUCAUCGUUAUGUAGAAUUACUUGAUAAAUAUUUUGGAAGUGUUUGUGAACUUGAUAUCAUCUUUAAUUUUGAGAAGGCUUAUUUUAUUUUGGAUGAAUUCCUCUUGGGAGGAGAAGUUCAAGAGACCUCCAAGAAAAAUGUUCUUAAAGCCAUUGAACAGGCAGAUCUAUUACAAGAGGAAGCAGAGACCCCUCGUAGCGUUCUUGAAGAGAUUGGACUGACUUAAAUCUUUUCUGGUGUCUUUACAGUGUCCCAUAUAAGUGUAAAUCUUCACUGCCUCCAUGUAAUGUUAGCUAAUGGUGUUAUGAUGCUAUUCGUCAGUAUUAUUGUUCUGCUAAGCUACUUAUAUUCAGGUCUAUGAGAAAAAAUCUAUUUAUUAUAAAGUUAAAAAGGGAGCAAAAUUUUUAAACCUUUUAAAAUUGGGGAAGGGGUUUUACAGCAAUUUAAGCCAUGUUAGUUUUAAAAUAUUGAUUCAUAGAUGACAAUUUCAAUAAUUAUUUUUGUGAAUCAUUUUGCCAAAACAAUGUAUCCAAUACUGUAGUUUGUGUUAUAUGCUGAAAACUAUUACAUGUGGUAAUGUGAAAUGUGUUAACAAAGGGACUUGGCUUUGUAUAUAGCCAAAGACUUUUAUUAAGUCAUUUUAAGUUGUCACAGAAGAUUAAACAAGUAUUUACAGCUGUUUUAUUUAUACCAAAGAAUUAUAUCAAGAUUUCCAAAUCAAACUAUUGUAAGCUGUCAUGACAUUCAUUUCUAAAGUCAGUUAUAAGCAUUGUAAAAACUCCUUGGAAUGAAAUUCCAACUUGAAUUAAUAUUUUGCAAAGGGAAUAUAAAUUGAAGUUAUAUAAAGUGCGUCAGUUUUUAUAAUCCUAAGUAUUGAAAUUGUCUUUUCAAAAGGAUAAAUUCAGUAUUGAAAUACACUUGACAAAAAAAGAACUGUUAGAAAAUAUCUACUUGUUACCAGUAUUAUCUGCUGUAUGUUUGAAGUCAACCUGAACAGCUAUGUUACUAAUUGUAGCUGCCCAUUAAUGUUAUUCCAUAUUAGAUUCUAGAUUUAAUCAUAGUGCAUUGUGAAUACAAGCAGAGAUGCAAACCUUACACCAUGCCUUUGCUCAGCUUGUUCAGUUUUGGCUCCCAUAUGCACAUUUUUAUAGUGUAGUACAUAUCAAAAUAAAAUAGAACUUCUAAAUAUGCAUAGGAUGAGACUGCAUGGAUAUUGCAAAGCCAUAUUUUGUUUAUCCUCAUGUGCGUUUUGCUAAAUAUCUGUAAUUCAUUUGAAGCAAUCUUUGCUCAGAGCAUUUUAUUUCUGGAAGUAGAUUGCUUUACAUAUAUUUGUGUGUGUAUACUUUCUCAUAGGUAACUACUAAAUUGCCUUCUGGUGGAUCAAUUUUCUAUAAUUGAUAUUCUGAAAUACUGUAAUGCAUUAAUAUAAUGCUACAUCAGAAAGAUUAUUAUACUGAGUCCAAUAGAAGUGUUAUGGAAUUAGUAAAGAUUACAUGAAAUACAUACACUGGAGCCCUAUGUUUAGCUUAAUGGGAACUGCAAGAAUGAAGUUCACAUGGCAUUAGAAUGGUCCAUUUGCUAUGUGAGAGAUUGAAAUAGAGUGGAAUUACUUGACAUUUUAAAAUGUCAAAAACAAUUUUUGUGCAUUAAAACCAUGUUUAAGGUCUGCACUGUUACCUUGUGUGUUUGUUUAAAAAGUGUUGUGAUGUAAGAUAAGCUGUGUACACUGGUUAAGUUGUAAUAAAUGUCCAUUUUUACUCCAUCACUGCCUGUGUAUUAAAAAAAUUCAUGGAAUAUUUGUGUAAGCAGACUACUAAAUAGCCCAAUAUACCAAUAUUGCCUUCUUUUAAAGGUAAGUUAUUAAAAUGUUAUGUAAAUCAUUGUAGCAAUAACAGGCUAUUUCUUUAAAAAGUAAUGGGGCUGCUCAACAUCUGCUCAUUUCUGUUUUACCAGUGCAUGGAAGUAAUCUCUAGUCAUUCGUAACUAUAAUGGACUCUAUAUGUAUGAUACAGCUUUAUAUACUUGGAAAUAAAGCAAUGUUAAACUUACUGAUACCAGUUACUGAAAACUGAAAGACAAAUUUGCCAAGUGAGACCCAUGUUACUCUAUGGUAGCCAAACAUAUGACUUGUAG